AUGAAGCGCGUGGGAGUUAAAACAGCCGUGCUUUCUAUAACAGCCCCUGGAGCUUGUAUUUUGCCAAGCCGUCACGCACGCGCCCAGCUUGCGAGACAAUUAAACGAAUAUUCAGCCAACCUCCGUGACAAAGACCCGAAGAGCUUCGCCUUCUUCGUAUCAUUGCCCGACAUUCUCGAUACCGAUGAUGCCCUCGCGGAGAUCGCGUACGGUUUAGAUGUUCUUCAUGCUGAUGGUAUUACUCUUUUUACUCGCUACGGCCCCUCCAACACCUAUCUUGGUCAUCCUGACGUUGAACCCAUCUGGGCUGAACUGAAUAGACGAGCCUGCGUGGUUUUUGUCCACCCUACCCACCCAGUCGAUACCAAUCCCGUUAACUCAAAGCUGCCGCAACCAGCUAUCGAUUAUCCUCAUGAAACCACCCGUGCAGCAAUGGAUAUGAUCACCAACGGCACCAGACUUAAAUAUCCUGCCUGUCAAGUCAUACUGUCCCACGCAGGCGGCGCUCUACCAUAUAUCAUCUCCCGCGUAACCACUCCCAUGAGAAAAGCAGCAGACUUUGCAGUCUCACAUCGCAUGGGAACAACUCAUGACAAAGCAAUGGAAUCGUUUCGUAGCUUUCACUUUGAUUUGGCCCUAAGCUCGUCGCCGCAGGUUCUGGACAUGCUGUUGAAGAUGGUCCCGCUUGACCACAUCUUAUACGGCAGCGACUUUCCGUAUGCUCCUAUAACCGCCUAUCCGGCUUUUCUUGAGUCACUCGAGUCGUAUGAAAUGGAUACUGAGCUGAGGAAUAUGAUCAAUUAUGGGAAUGCGAUGAAGUUGUUCCCGCGGUUGGCAAGGCAAAGAAAUGGCACUUUAUAG
Penicillium daleae is the source of this 861-nucleotide messenger RNA. Its product is annotated as amidohydrolase family protein. The transcript has a single exon. Lineage: Eukaryota; Fungi; Ascomycota; Eurotiomycetes; Eurotiales; Aspergillaceae. The record is from RefSeq and is a predicted model, not a curated record. Gene Ontology annotation, biological process: secondary metabolic process. Gene Ontology annotation, cellular component: cytoplasm; cytosol. Gene Ontology annotation, molecular function: carboxy-lyase activity; hydrolase activity. Bases 1 to 861 code for a protein of 286 amino acids.